Messenger RNA from Lepus europaeus (European hare), 2241 nucleotides. It is a transcript of the gene KLHL1, whose product is annotated as kelch like family member 1. The coding region runs from base 1 to 2241 and encodes 746 amino acids. The record is from RefSeq and is a predicted model, not a curated record. The transcript has 11 exons. NCBI's taxonomy places the organism in Eukaryota, Metazoa, Chordata, Mammalia, Lagomorpha, Leporidae. Gene Ontology annotation, molecular function: protein binding.
AUGUCAGGCUCCGGGCGAAAAGACUUCGAUGUGAAGCACAUCCUGCGACUCCGCUGGAAACUCUUCAGCCAUCCCUCGCCGUCCCAGGGCGGCACGGCGGGGGGCGGCUGCCUGCAACAGGACGGCAGCGGCAGCUUUGAGCACUGGGGGCCCAGCCAAAGCCGCCUGCUGAAAAGCCAGGAGAGGGGCAGUGUCGGCACUUUCUGGAAGAAGCCUUCGUCUUCUUCCUCUUCUUCGUCAUCCUCCCCAUCGUCUUCCUCCUCUUCUUUCAAUCCGCUGAAUGGCACCCUGCUGCCAGUUGCCACGAGGCUGCAGCAAGGGGCUCCCGGGCAGGGCACCCAGCAGCCGGCCAGGACCCUCUUCUACGUGGAGUCCCUAGAAGAGGACUCCAUGGACUUCCCUGGACCACAAGAGAAAGGGCUGGUCCUUCAAGAGCUCAAAGUGGAGCCGGCCAACUCGAACCAGGCAACAGGUGAAGCAUGUGGACACAGGCUGUCAGCAACCAGCCAUUCACUGGCACCUCAAAGUGAUUUGGACUCAAGUUGUUCUGAAGAAUUCUAUCAAGCUGUUCACCAUGCUGAGCAAACCUUCAGAAAAAUGGAAAGCUACUUGAAACAACAGCAGCUCUGUGAUGUUAUCCUGAUUGUUGGAAACAGAAAGAUACCUGCACAUAGGCUUGUUCUGAGUUCGGUCUCCGACUAUUUUGCGGCCAUGUUUACAAGUGAUGUUUGUGAAGCCAAGCAAGAGGAAAUCAAGAUGGAAGGCAUAGACCCCAAUGCUCUCUGGGAUCUUGUCCAAUUUGCAUACACAGGUUGCUUGGAGUUAAAAGAAGACACUAUUGAAAAUCUGCUGGCUGCAGCAUGCCUUCUUCAGCUUCCUCAAGUAGUAGAAGUGUGCUGCCACUUCCUCAUGAAGCUUUUGCACCCAUCUAACUGUUUAGGAAUCAGGGCAUUUGCAGAUGCUCAGGGAUGCAUUGAGUUAAUGAAGGUGGCCCACAGCUACACAAUGGAAAAUAUAAUGGAAGUAAUCAGAAAUCAAGAGUUUUUACUCCUUCCAGCCGAGGAGCUCCAUAAACUAUUGGCCAGUGAUGAUGUAAAUGUUCCUGAUGAAGAAACCAUCUUCCAUGCAUUAAUGAUGUGGGUCAAGUAUGACACUCAGAGGAGAUGCAAUGACCUGAGUAUGCUCCUUGCCUUCAUAAGAUUGCCAUUGCUUCCACCACAGAUAUUGGCUGACCUAGAAAACCAUGCAUUAUUUAAGAAUGAUCUAGAAUGCCAAAAGCUGAUUCUGGAAGCAAUGAAAUAUCAUCUAUUGCCAGAAAGAAGAACUUUAAUGCAAAGUCCAAGAACAAAACCUAGAAAAUCUACAGUUGGAACUCUGUAUGCAGUGGGAGGAAUGGAUAACAACAAAGGAGCUACAACAAUAGAAAAAUAUGAUCUCAGAACAAAUCUGUGGAUCCAGGCAGGGGUGAUGAACGGAAGGAGGUUGCAGUUUGGUGUGGCUGUUAUUGAUGACAAACUCUUUGUAAUUGGAGGUCGAGAUGGCUUAAAGACAUUGAACACUGUUGAAUGUUACAAUCCCAAAACCAAGACUUGGACUGUCUUACCACCAAUGUCAACACAUAGACAUGGCCUAGGUGUAACAGUACUUGAAGGCCCUAUUUAUGCUGUGGGUGGCCAUGAUGGCUGGAGCUAUCUGAAUACUGUGGAGAGGUGGGAUCCACAGAGCCAACAGUGGACAUUUGUGGCCAGCAUGUCUAUUGCUCGAAGCACAGUUGGUGUAGCAGCAUUGAAUGGCAAGUUGUAUUCAGUUGGAGGUCGUGAUGGAAGUUCCUGUUUGAGUUCAAUGGAAUAUUAUGAUCCUCACACAAAUAAAUGGAACAUGUGUGCUCCUAUGUGUAAGAGGAGAGGGGGUGUUGGAGUGGCCACAUGUGAUGGCUUUCUUUAUGCAGUAGGAGGUCACGAUGCACCUGCUUCUAAUCACUGCUCCAGGCUGUUAGACUACGUUGAAAGGUAUGAUCCCAAAACAGACACCUGGACCAUGGUAGCCCCAUUGAGUAUGCCUAGAGAUGCUGUUGGGGUCUGUCUCCUCGGAGAUAGACUGUAUGCUGUUGGUGGCUAUGAUGGGCAGACAUACCUCAACACUAUGGAAUCCUAUGAUCCACAAACCAAUGAGUGGACACAGAUGGCUUCCUUGAAUAUUGGGAGAGCAGGUGCCUGUGUGGUGGUCAUCAAGCAGCCUUGA